This is a messenger RNA of Gastrolobium bilobum, 2170 nucleotides long. RefSeq names its product mitogen-activated protein kinase 9-like. Gene Ontology annotation, cellular component: cytoplasm; nucleus. The transcript has 12 exons. Gene Ontology annotation, molecular function: ATP binding; MAP kinase activity. NCBI's taxonomy places the organism in Eukaryota, Viridiplantae, Streptophyta, Magnoliopsida, Fabales, Fabaceae. The coding region runs from base 67 to 1869 and encodes 600 amino acids. Gene Ontology annotation, biological process: intracellular signal transduction; protein phosphorylation. The record is from RefSeq and is a predicted model, not a curated record.
GAGGGCAAUGCUGGAUGCAGCAGAGUCAAAGGCGAAGAAAGAGGAGGAGUGUAAGUGAGUAGAUAGAUGGGUGGUGGUGGAACACUCGUGGAAGGGAUUCGUCGCUUGUUUCAAAGACGCGCUUCUGCUACUAAGGACGACCAUAUCCACAACAACAAUGCCAAUAAUAGCCGCGUCUCUGUGAGAGAUUUACGCGCACAAUUGGCCUCUAUUCCCAAUCACGAUCACCAAACACCCAUUCACCAACACUUUGAUAUCUCUCCCUUGAAGCCCAUCAAAGUCCCUACACUUACCCUCUUCAAACCUCCUUCUUCCAUGGAUCCUCACAAAAAGGGUGAGUCAGAGUUUUUUACUGAGUAUGGAGAGGCUAGUCAAUACCAGAUCCAAGAAGUUGUUGGAAAAGGAAGUUACGGUGUUGUGGGUUCUGCCAUUGACACUCAUACUGGUGAAAAGGUUGCAAUCAAGAAAAUUAAUGAUGUUUUUGAACAUGUAUCAGAUGCCACACGGAUCCUAAGAGAAAUUAAACUCUUGCGGUUGCUCCGACAUCCUGAUAUUGUAGAAAUUAAGCAUAUUAUGCUUCCUCCUUCACGGCGAGAGUUCAAGGAUAUCUAUGUUGUGUUUGAGUUGAUGGAAUCUGACCUCCAUCAAGUAAUUAAGGCAAAUGAUGAUCUUACUCCUGAGCACCACCAAUUUUUCUUGUAUCAACUUCUUCGGGGCCUGAAAUAUAUACAUACAGCAAAUGUGUUUCAUCGUGAUUUGAAGCCAAAAAAUAUUCUUGCUAACGCUGAUUGCAAACUAAAGAUAUGUGAUUUUGGGCUUGCUCGAGUUUCAUUCAAUGAUGCUCCAUCAGCUAUAUUCUGGACUGACUAUGUUGCAACUCGGUGGUACCGUGCACCUGAACUAUGUGGUUCUUUUUUUUCAAAAUAUACCCCCGGAAUUGAUAUUUGGAGCAUUGGAUGCAUAUUUGCAGAAAUGCUCACUGGGAAGCCGUUGUUUCCCGGAAAAAAUGUGGUGCAUCAAUUGGAUCUCAUGACUGAAUUGCUUGGUACUCCUCCUCCCGAGUCCAUUGCAAGGAUUCGAAAUGAGAAAGCUAGAAGGUACCUAAGUAGCAUGCGAAAAAAGCAACCAGUUCCAUUCUCCCAAAAAUUUCCAAAUGCAGAUCCGUUGGCUCUUCAUUUACUGGAGCGCCUACUUGCAUUUGAUCCUAAAGACCGUCCAACAGCUGAAGAGGCAUUAGCUGAUCCUUACUUCCAUGGUUUGUCAAACAUGGAUCGUGAACCAUCCACUCAACCCAUUUCAAAACUUGAGUUUGAGUUUGAGAGAAGGAAAUUGACCAAAGAUGAUGUUAGAGAGUUGAUUUAUCGAGAGAUUUUGGAGUAUCAUCCCCAGAUGCUCCAGGAAUAUCUUCGUGGUGGAGAUCAAACCAGCUUCAUGUACCCAAGUGGGGUUGAUCGGUUCAAGCGACAGUUUGCACAUCUCGAGGAGCAUUAUGGCAAAGGUGAACGAAGCACUCCAUUGCAGAGACAGCAUGCCUCCUUACCUAGAGAGCGAGUUUGCGCUUCCAAGGAUGAAAAUAAUCAAAAUAACGAUCCUGAAAGGCCAACUGUAUUAAAUCUUUCAAGUCCUCCGGGUUCUGAUGGGACAGAUGCUGGAAACUCAGAUGUUCAAAAUGGACCCUCCAAGCCAAACUACAGCGCGCGUAGCUUGUUGAAGAGUGCCAGCAUUAGUGCUUCAAAAUGUAUUGGUGUGAAACAAAGUAAAGAUCCAGAGGAAAAAGAUGCAGUUCGUUGUUGUUUUGGUCUGUCUGGCUUAUUUCAUGUUGUGAGGAGCCAAUUACUGAGGUCAAUGAAGAGACAGUGGAUGGAUUGACACAGAAGGUUGCUUCCCUCCAUGCUUAGUUCAAGCCUGAUUCAUAUUGAUCUAACUUCCAUGCUCUGGUCCUUUACACAAAGAGAAAGAGGUGGUGCCGUGGUGGCUUGAAGCUUUGCAUAGAAAUCCUCCCUGUUGUUUGUGCUAGAGGCUAACUUUAGGACUCUAUCUAGCAAUUUUUUAUUUUUAAUUUUGAAUUUCAGCAGUAAGUUUUGUAAUUAAGUAUUUAUUUGUGUGUGGAAACGCAAUGUAUACUAUUCAUAUUUAUUAUGAAAACAAGAAGGAUGAAUGGUUCUAGUUA